Penicillium cosmopolitanum is the source of this 1158-nucleotide messenger RNA. Its product is annotated as putative protein N-terminal asparagine amidohydrolase. Bases 1 to 1158 code for a protein of 385 amino acids. The record is from RefSeq and is a predicted model, not a curated record. Gene Ontology annotation, molecular function: protein-N-terminal asparagine amidohydrolase activity; protein-N-terminal glutamine amidohydrolase activity. Lineage: Eukaryota; Fungi; Ascomycota; Eurotiomycetes; Eurotiales; Aspergillaceae. The transcript is spliced from 3 exons. Gene Ontology annotation, biological process: protein catabolic process.
AUGAGAAUUGCUACACUACAGAUCGCCCCGAAGCUGGGGGACGUGGAGGGAAAUAUCCGACGCGCCAAUGAGUUGCUUAAGAAAGGCAAAUCCAUCUCCAUGGGUGGACAGGAUCUCGGGAUUAGAAUUGGGGCAGAGCUACUAAGACCGGAGAUUUUGGUAUUGCCUGAGAUGGCGUUGACUGGUACCAUCGACUAUCUCUCAGAUAUUAACCGAGUUUGUCCAGGAUACAAUUUCCCAUCGUUAGAAGCAGUCAGGCCUUUCCUCGAGCCAGUUGGAAGGGGACCAAGUGCCGCCUGGGCACGCGAAACCGCCCAACGACUCCAAUGCAAAGUGUGCGUGGGGUAUCCAGAGAUCGAAACAAAUGCCUCAACAGAAGAGACAAACUUCUACAACUCCCUCGUCAUCGUCGAUGAGGCGGGCGAAGUCAUCCACAACUACCGCAAGAGCUUCCUAUACUUUACCGACGAAAGCUGGGCCUCAGAAGGCGACGUCGAGCGGAGCUUUCGCGAGCUGACUUUCCCGUCACGACAGGGGAACGAGAACGAGAACGGGAUGGCGACAGCCUCUACCAUAGCGGGGGAUGUAGCUGCGAGUGAUACUCCCCGACAUGCAGCCGAGAAGCGGGUCGCCACAUCCUUUGGGAUCUGCAUGGAUAUCAACCCCUACAAGUUCGAAGCCCCUUACACGGCGUGGGAAUUCGCCAACCGGGUCCUAGACUCGAAAUCGCAACUGGUCAUUCUGUCCAUGGCAUGGUUGACCCUCCUCAGUAAGGGAGGAACUGGAUGCGCUAGAGGGCCAGCCGGAGAUGGAUACGUUCAACUACUGGCUACAGCGGCUGCGCGCAAGGAUGAUAAGCAGGUGGUGAUCGUCUUUGCCAAUCGUGCCGGGGAAGAACCCGCAGCAGAUGAUGUGAAGCCACCGGCGCGGUAUGCGGGGACGAGCGCCGUCAUUGCCGUGACGCAGCGGCCUCGAGAAGGAGGGUUGAAUGGGUCAGGUGCUGGUGCUGUGGAGGCGAUCGACGAGGGCCGCGACUUCGACGUGAAGAUCCUUUGUUGGGACCUACUAGGCGCUAGCGAUGAGGGGAUUUGUUUCGCGGAUACUACGGCAGAUCCGAAAAUGGUGUUUGGAUUGAGGAGCAAGUCGCGGGAGGUGUGA